AUGGCAAGCGGGAGUGGACCUGCGGCUGCGCCACUACAGCCACUGCAGCCACAACUUCAAUCGCUACCGCCACUCUACGCACAGCGGCCGGCGUACAGCUUCACCAUCCCGAGCCUGCACAACGACAGCAAUGCCGCCGGCGAAGGCGUGCAGCUGGAGUGUCGGGUGUACCAUCCGCCGGGGUACGUGGCGGGGUUGAUGGCAAUGAGGUCGGAUGCGAAGGCGGAAGGGGAGCGUGAGGAGGAGGACGACGACGGGGACGAUGAUCGGAUGGUGAUGAGCGGAAGGAGGGGGAGCGUGAGGAAGUCGAUGGAGAAGAAGAAGAAGGCGGCGAUAAUAGCGCAUCCGUACGCGCCGCUGGGCGGGAGCUACGAUGAUCCGGUGGUAGGGAAUGCGGGCGCCGAGAUGCUGGCGCUGGGGUGGGUGGUUGGGACGUUUUGUUUUCGCAACGGCAUCAUGACCAAGGUCACGACGCAUCAUCAAGCGGCACAAAAGCAGACGAUGAACGCAAAAUUCGGGAUGAUACCGAUCACAUCGACCAAGAAGAAGACCCCAUCCAUCUCAUUCUCGCCGGCUACUCUUAUGGCUCCCUCGUAG
Molecule: messenger RNA, 597 nt
Organism: Lasiodiplodia theobromae
Lineage: Eukaryota; Fungi; Ascomycota; Dothideomycetes; Botryosphaeriales; Botryosphaeriaceae
Product: Patatin family phospholipase
Exons: 2
Coding region: 1-597 (198 amino acids)
Source: RefSeq, a predicted model, not a curated record